Messenger RNA from Strongylocentrotus purpuratus (purple sea urchin), 1467 nucleotides. RefSeq lists its product as uncharacterized. The coding region runs from base 1 to 1467 and encodes 488 amino acids. The transcript has a single exon. The record is from RefSeq and is a predicted model, not a curated record. NCBI's taxonomy places the organism in Eukaryota, Metazoa, Echinodermata, Echinoidea, Camarodonta, Strongylocentrotidae.
AUGAGCACGAAGUUGUAUGGGGUCCAUUUUCGACCUCAUCGAUUACCGCGUCGUGUCAGCAGUAUCUACUUCGGUGCAGUGUAUUCACCCCCAGGAAACGCCAAUGAGUGCGAUCUAAUACAGUACCUCAUUCGGAGUGUUGACAUCAUCAAAACUGCGCAUCCCUAUGCCGGUGUUGUAAUCCUCGGUGAUUUGAAUCGCAUGGACAUUUCCCAAAUCCUCAGUGGAUGUCACAUGAAGCAAGUUGUCCGGACCCCGACAAGAGGUAACGCGAUCUUGGACCAAAUCAUAAGCAAUCUCGAUCUCUUUUACCAAGAACCAUCUUUGUUAUCCCCCAUUGGCCUUGCCGACCACAACAUUGUAAUCUGGCUACCCAAAGAAGUCAAUAAUAGACCACGCAAUAAGGCUAAAAAACGGAUUGUCCGACCAAUGAAAGACUCGGACAUAAGAGCUUUUGGUGAGUGGAUAACUCACAACGACUGGCGAGAUGUUCUUGCCGAGUCUCAGCCGCAAGCCAUGUGUGAUCACUUCUACCAAACGCUGCAAUCAAAGGUGGAUGUGCACUUCCCAACAAAGUCAAUUAAACUCCAUCCGACUGACAAGCCUUGGAUAACGCCCCGUACGAAAGAGCUUAUUAACCAAAGACAAAUAGCAUUCAGCAACAACUCUCAAGGAGCUUGGAAAUCUCUACGCAAACAAGUCCUUCGCGAAAUCUCUAGAGCAAAACGCUUUUUCUAUCGCGAUCGUAUCCAAAAUCUUAAGAGCGAUAACCCCUCAUCUUGGUACAAGAACAUUAAAGUCAUGUCUGGUCAUUCAAAUUCGCAAGCAGACAUAAUCCGAGUUCCGACUGUUGAAGACAAUGACCCAGUGAAAAUAGCUACCGCCAUUAAUGAAUUCUUUGCAAAUGUUAACGUUGAUAUCCCCGAACUACAUUUGAGAGACCUACCAUCGUACCUGCCAGCCCAAACACCGCCCCCACAUGUUCAACCGUGGGAAGUCAUGAGUGAAUUGAAGAAGAUCAAGCCUGGCAAGUCAAGCGGCCCUGACGGCAUUCCUGGACGCCUCGUUCGGGAAUUUGCUUGCGAACUCUCAAUUCCCCUGUCAGGGAUACUAAAUGCAUCCUAUCAACAUAACAAGGUCCCAACCCAGUGGAAACAGGCAAUAAUUGUCCCCAUCCCUAAAGGUCCUACAUCUGCAACUUUGGAUAAACUGAGGCCUAUAUCCCUCACCGACCACUUUUCCAAAAUUGCUGAGUUGUUUAUAACCAAGCUUCUGUUACGCGACAUUAACCCUCAUUUGGACAAACACCAAUAUGGAAGCAGACCGAGCCUCUCAACUACCAUUUGCAUCGUCGACCUAAUCAACUACCUUGCUAAAUCAGCUGAGAAACCUCGGAACUGCCACUACCGUAGUAUGCACCGACUUCAGCAAGGCAUUCGAUCGGGUCAACCACACUAUCGCGAUUAA